AUGUUAUUAGAUUUUUAUAAGAAUGUUUUUAGUCUUUUUAAAAAUGUCUUUUUUCACCCUCCAGUUAAUAACCUAAAUCAUAAAACUUUUCUAGAUUCCAAUAAAUCUGUUACAGCCUAUUUUAUUAACUCUCGUUCAAUUUGUAAUAAACGUGAUGAGCUAUCUACUCUGCUUUUGAACUCUUCUCUUGAUAUUUUACUUAUAGCCGAAACCUGGCUUCGAGACGCUGAACAAAUUUCUUUUGACCCAGUAAUAAAUUCCAGGUUUACUUCCUUUACUUGUAAUAGAAAAAAUAGAAUAGGUGGGGGCACUGCUAUGUUAAUCUGUAAUGAGUUAAAACCUAGGCUUGUUUUUUCUGAUUCUAUUGGUGGUUGUGAAAUAUUAAUAGUUAAAAUCUUCUCCUUUAAUAUCUUCUGUAUCUAUCGCCCACCUAAUAUUGGAAUAUCUCAUACUAAGCUGCUCUUCAAAACUUUAACUAGUAAAACAGAUAAAAAUUCCAUUAUUUGUGGUGAUUUUAAUUUUUCCAAUAAGGACGUUCUAUGGACAAAUUCUAUCCCUUUACCUAAAUCCGCAACAGGGGAACUUUUUGUCUCAUUUUUCAAUAAAAACUGUCUUAAAUUACACACUACUUCACCCACUCGCGGUCAUUCAUGGCUUGAUCUUGUAAUGUCUAAUUGUAAAGACAGUAUUACUAAUUGCCAAACUUCUGAUUCCAUUCUCUCGUCUGACCAUGCUGCUAUUUGCUUCGAUCUUUGUAUUAAUAAACCUAAGACUAAACAACCUAUGAUCUUUUGUAGAACAUAUGACAAACCAAAUACAAAGCUAUUAAAUAUCUAUUUAGGACAAAUAUAA
This is a messenger RNA of Meloidogyne enterolobii, 852 nucleotides long. NCBI's taxonomy places the organism in Eukaryota, Metazoa, Nematoda, Chromadorea, Rhabditida, Meloidogynidae. The record is from the annotation of a GenBank genome assembly.